GUUGCAGAGGUACUUCGGCCACUUGGGGCAGCACCUACAGGACUUGGUGCAGACGUCGGAGUUCAGGCGACGGCUGCUGAACUCUCGGUUGUCUCGACCGGGAGAGCCGUGAUGGCGACCAUGGAGGAGAUCGUGGCGCAGAUCCAGACGUUGCGGCAGGAGCUGCAGGAGAGCCGAAGGAGAGAAGAGGACCUGAAUACCAGACUCCAGGCAGUGCAAGCUUCAGGAGCGGUUCAGGCAACUUUGGAGGAGAUGGUGAACACGCAGAAGGCCAUCUUGGAAGCAUCUAAGAAGCCUGACAGGAAAUUGACUUUGGUAGACAACCGUGGGUUGGCAAAACCAAACAACUACGAUGGAAGUGCGGAUUUCUUGCAGUGGAAGAUCCGACUUGAAGCGUUUGUGGAGUCAGUCCAUGACGACUUUGGGAAAGCUAUGGCUUGGGCGGAAGAUGAAACCGAUCCAAUCAGCACCUCUUCAAUGUCAGCCGAGUUUGGAGACGUCAAUCCUGCUCAGGAGACAAUUCCAGACUUGGAAGCCAAGGAUGCGCAGCUUUACGCAGUCCUUCAGACGCUCUGCGAGAAGGAAGCGUUCACGCUGGUUAGAAGCUCAGGGAAAGGAAAGGGCUUAGAGGCUUGGAGGAGACUUUGCAAGAGGUAUGGCCCGUCGACAGGAGGACGCCGACGAGCGUUGCUCCGUAGCGUGCUCAGUCCUAACCGUUGUGGCAAGGUGGAAGAGUUGAGCGCAGCGGUCGAAAUCUGGGAAGACCAGGAGGUACGCAAAGAGUUGUCGACCUACUUGGAAACGAGGAUCGGGCUGAAGCUCAAGGCAGGUUCGUACGUUGACACCGGAGGAGUCCAGCCAAUGGACAUUGGAGCCUUCGGUAACGACAAAGCCAAGAAGGUGGAGGAAAAGCUUCUUCGCAGGGAAAGUCUGGUAAGCAAGGAAAAGGGCAGAAAGGCGGUCAGCAGUCCAACUCAGGUGGAAAGAAAGGAUCUCCGAAAGGAUCGAAAGGAGGAAGCAAAGGAGGCUGAGAAGGAACCAGAAGCUGAGGAGCAGGCCGGGUCUUGGGAUGCCAGUGGAUGGGAAGGUCAUGAUGAAUCCGGUUGGAACAACUGGACUGAAGGACUUGCUGAAAGCUUGGUUGCAGCACUAAGGAACCUCCCUCGUGGCACAGAUGCCGGGUUGCGAGACUCUGGAACUGGUUCUUCCGGAGAUCGCUCGGUCGACAUGAUGAUGAGGUUGAUCGACGAGAACUACAGGCUGCGUGACCAACUGAGGGCCCAAGGUGACCAGGAGCAGAGAAGCUCAGAACGUGACAGGAGCCGUCGAAGACGUUCCUCACCCCAAAGGGAACCAGAGCCCGAAGAAAGAUCCCGUGAUAGGUCAAGGCGCAAGCGGCAUGACUCAAGGCCGAAGCGCAAUCGUGAUGAUGGCCGACAUGGGAGACGCAGGGCCAGAAGUGAAAGCAGCGGCAGGAACAGGGAGUUGGUUGACAGAACGGCCACUCCGAAGAAUGCCGCAAGGCGCAAGAGCGAGACUCCAGCGGCCAGUGACAGAACAGUCAGCCGAACCCCAAGGGGUAGCGUUGGCGACUACUUGAAGAGUAAGGCCGACGCCAGAAGGGCUGGUGAAGCAAGAUCUUCGACUGCCUCGGUUGGAGACUUGCCGCCCGGCAUGAGGACGCCCAGGAGUCCUCCCGGGCCACCUCCGCACAAGCGGAAGAAGCUCGAGAUCAAGCCAGAGAAGAAGAACGAGGUCGAGCCGGAGGAGCGCACCGACGCCAAGAACACGAAGCCCAAAAGUGAAGGGGCGCCAGCUAUCAAGGCGAAGCCAAAGCCCAAGACGAACUCAGGGCUCACCAGCGGUUCACUCUCGGUGCUUCGUGGCACACUUGCCACGCAGCUGAUGCUGGAUGCCGAGAAGACCAAUGACCCCGAGUUGAAGAAGGAACUUGAGCGCCAGAAGAACGAGCUACAGCAGCGUGCACCAAGAAGGUCAGUGGCGAUCACGGCGGACAACCUCAAUGACCAGUCAUUCCAUGAUUCCAGGUACUAUGCGGAUGUUGCGUCAGGCAAGGCGCACCACAUCGCUUGGAAGAAUGAGAAGGGCCGCCGUCGAGCCAUCUUGGACCGUAAAGAUGGUGUCAUUGACCGCGCCAGGGAGCGUAUGCGCCUGGAUGCGGAAUGGCAUGAAGAGCACGCUCAGCUGAACUCAGGUUCCAAGAAGCAAGAUGUGGAAGGUCUUAGGGCCGAUGUGGAGACCGAGAUCAUCGACGAGAGGGAGCGCGACAAGGAUAAGCCCCUGGAACCUCAGAAGGAAGCUGUGGCUUUGAGCCGCCGGGAGAAGGAAUCCUUCCGGCAGUUUCCCAAGGACGAGCAAGAGACCUUGGAUAAGCCCACAAAGAGGAAGGAACAAGGGCCGAGAAUCAGAGGGCCCGACUACUACCGUCGGAAGAAUGCCGCCCGACGUGAAAGACAGAAGGCCGAGAAGGCCGAGCAACGAGCAAAGGAGAAGGAAGGUCGAGACCGUGACCGACGACACGGAUGGGAUCCGGAAGAAGAUGAAGACGAUGGUGGUGGUGACACUGAGAGUAACAGCAACUACCUCAGUUCGCUCUUGGCUCCUCUGGGUGGAUCGCCUGGAGAGCCACACGUGGUGGAAGAGCGUGAUGGAUGGAGGAAGAUUGAAGUGAAUCUGGACACGGGAGCCGCCGCGACGGCGAUCCCGACAGACUUGAACCUGGAUGGACAUGCCAGGACCCCACCACAGAACGUCAACUACAAGACGGCGUCAGCAGAGUGCCUUGCUGACGAAGGUGGUGUAGUGCUCAAGGGCACAGAUGUCUACGGAAGUGCCAAGGUGUUGGAAGGGCGUGUGACAGGAGUCCACCGCACUUUGGCGUCAGGCGCAAAGGUUGCGCGACAUCACUAUAUGGCGCUGGGAGCACAUGGAGGUCAACUCAUUCCCAGGAACUCCCAGGCUGGAAAGGAAUAUGCAGCCUUCAUGGAGAAGCUGCACAAGAAGCACAAUUGCAUGCUCUUUUCACGGGCCUCCCGAACGGGUGUAAGUCCGGAGCUGCAGCCACUGGACGAUGAAGGUGCUCCAGCCGCGUCGGCAGGAGACCUUGGUGGCGAUGAGGCCGCAGAAGACGGCCACCAGUCUUCAGAAGAGAUUGGAGAAGAGCAGAGGCAGGUGAUCGUGAAGCGGUCCCCCGCAGAAAAGAGUGACGCUGAUGGCAUUUUGCCUUGCUUGGUUGUGAAGUGUCACAAAACUGGGCGCUAUUGGGCAAACGUAGUUCCGUCAAAGGGUGCAGAAUUGUUCGCAGUUGAAUGGUUGAAGUCUUGCCUCAAUGAAACAGGUUUCAAAGAACUAUGCCUGAAGAGCGACAACGAGCCGGCGAUCAUGGCUUUGAAGAAUAAAGUGAAGGAGGAAAGCAGGUUAAAGAUUCAUCUUGCUGAGGCGCCGGUGGAGGAUCACCAGGCGAACGGCUUCAUUGAGGUCGCAGUAAGAGAAGUGAAGAGACAGGUCAGGGCGAUGCUGUCUGACCUUCAGGAAAGGCUUGGGUUCGAGGUGGAACCGAGUCACCCAUGUAUGAUGUGGCUGCCACGCCAUGCAGCCUACCUCCUCACCAGGUUCCGGAUUGGACCGGAUGGAAAGACACCGUAUGAACGGACCUUCGGAAGAAGCUGGAGGAUACCGUUGGUAAGUUUUGGGGAGCAUAUCUUGUUCAGGCCAAGACCCCCAAGAGACGGACGACGUCAUGAUCUCGCACCAAGAGUGUCCAUGGGAAUGUUCGUGGGCACAGGACUGCGCAACAACGACAUCUUCGUCAUGACGGCAAAGGGAAUUGUCAAAGGAAAUACAAUCACUCGAAGACCUCCUGAAGACCAGUUCAAGUACGAGAAUUGGAGUGAACUCCGGGGUGUUCCUUGGAGACUCCAAUCGCGUGAGGCUGGCGAGGUUCGAGUUGACUUGCCAGUGGUUGUCGGGCCGUUGAGCCGACCACCAGCUGAAGAAGUGAUUCCACGGAAUCUUUAUGUGACGAAGAGCGACAUCGAGAAGUACGGUCGGACCCCGUUGUGUCCGGGAUGUGAAGCGCAGUUGCUUGAGACAGGGCGCAGGGCCCACAAUGCCGAGUGCAGGUUCAGAAUCGAAGGCGAGCUCAUGAAGUCCGAAGAAGGGAAGAAAAGGAUUGAAGCAGCAAAGGCAAGAAUAGAAUCAGGGCGUCGCCCCAAAGCUCCUAGAGUCGGAGGAGGGGCAGACGAAUCAGAGGUUGUGGAAGCUGCCAACGUUCCUGCGUUGGUAGGCAUUCCAGAGCCUGAUGCCGAAAUGGCCUCGGGAGAAGCUGUUGGAGAACCAUUGGAACGAGUCGCACCCCGCGAGCUUGAGGAACGAGAAGAAGAGCCAAGAAGCCCAAAGAAGCACAAGUCCGGCGCCAGUCGGACAAAGAGAAGCCCAGAAGCAGAUGUUGAGGAGUUGCAUCAACAGAUGCAAGAAGAAGCUCCAGCAGGAGGAGCAGCUGAGUCGGGACCAAUUCCGGCUGCCGGGAGCAAUGACCCCCGGCCACACAUGCCGCCAGUCGCACCUCCAGAUGCUUCACCAGGAGGAGACGACAUGGUAGACAUCGGACAUCUGUCCAUGUGUCUUUGUUCAGUUUUGAGGGAAGCCCGGAAGAAAGGCAAUGUGCAGAAGACUGUUUCAGAAAUCUUCUCACCCCCAAGAGUUUCAGCGCAAGCUCAAUUGGUCGGUUUGCGACCCGGAUUCGCAAUCGAUCUUGAAACAAAGAGAGAGGAUGGAGAUCAUUGGGAUCUCAGCAAGGAUUCACACAUUGAAGACCUUUUUACGCUUUUGGACAAAGAGAAACCCAAACUUUUAGGUGGUUCACCGCCAUGUGGACCAUUCUCGCAACUUCAGAACCUUGUUGACGCCAGGAACCAAGUCCCCGCGUCAGUUAGGUCAAAGAGACUUCAAGAAGGUAAGAAGCACCUGAGAACCUCAGUGCGUGCUUACCGCGCACAGACGAUCUUGCUCAAGGAUUUAGGCAUGGAGACGUGCAAGCCAGUCAAGAGCCCAAACGAAAAGCUAACUGCAGAAGCGCUAGCCAAAAGGUUAGAACUGGAUGUGGUUGAUCCACACAGGAUCAGUCAAUAUCGUUCGCUCACUAUGCGAGCAGCGUUCUUAGCCCAAGACCGUCCUGAUUUGUCAGAGACAGUCAAGUGCCUCGCACGAAAGAUGCAAGGACCCACCGAAGCUGAUUUCGGUGACCUGAAGCGUCUAGCUAGGUAUUUGAAGGGCAAUAUGCGAAUGGUGCAGAAGUUCACUCCGCAGAAGUUCAGCAAUGUUGUGUCAGUUCAUGCCGACUCGGACUUCGCAGGCUGUCUUCUCACUCGGAAGAGUACUACAGGAGAAAGCGAAUACUAUGCCUUGGUCAAGGCAGAGAAGUUGGCCGAGCGAUCGUUCGAGCUGAUCAAGAUCGACACCAAGCUGAAUACCGCCGACAUCUGUACCAAAGCAUUGGCAAGCGAAGCUGCAGAACGACAUCUGAAGGCAAUGGGUUUCGAAGUAGUUCAAG
This is a messenger RNA of Cladocopium goreaui, 5572 nucleotides long. NCBI's taxonomy places the organism in Eukaryota, Dinophyceae, Suessiales, Symbiodiniaceae. The record is from the annotation of a GenBank genome assembly.